Diorhabda carinulata is the source of this 3107-nucleotide messenger RNA. RefSeq lists its product as uncharacterized. The coding region runs from base 214 to 1323 and encodes 369 amino acids. NCBI's taxonomy places the organism in Eukaryota, Metazoa, Arthropoda, Insecta, Coleoptera, Chrysomelidae. The record is from RefSeq and is a predicted model, not a curated record. The transcript is spliced from 5 exons. Gene Ontology annotation, molecular function: protein binding.
ACAGUCAAAUCCGAUUCUACAACCGAGUUGUAAGGUACCAUUGCGGUUAACCGAAGUACUUCGUUCGCACGGUUACGAAUUAUUUCGAAUUUUAACAGAACGCGAAUACCGUUUUUCUUCGUGUUUGGCCUGGUUUUUUUUUGCUAUGAACAAACUGUGAAUUGUACAACGUCUAUUUUUCGAUCUGGUUUUGAUUUCAAAACUUUUGUUGAAAUGUUUACAAUGUUUUUAAUUUGUUUAUUGCUUGCUGUCGUCAAUUCGUCUGAUAUAAAAAAUCUAAUGGGAGAACCGGAUUAUAGACGAGUUCGUUUGCAUUGGGAAACCGAUUCAACGGCAUUAGCAUCAGACGGUUUCAAUGUCAGGUAUUGCGAAAUCCAAACCUGGGGUUCGCAACGGUGUAAAGUCCAAAACGUUCCCGAUUUCUCCGAAAAUAAUUUGGAUAAAGAGGAGGAGGUUAAAACGUUUAACGCGGAUAUAAAAGGGUUGAGAAUGGCAACUACUUAUUCGUUCGAAGUGAAAGUUGCUAAAGAAAAAGGUGAACGAGAAGAUAGAGCUGAUGGAGAUGAUAAAAAUCAAAAUAUUAUUGUGAUACCUACCAAAGGAUUUUCUGCCAAAGCGACGCAAUGUCUACCUCACGCUAGUGAAAUUGAAGUUUCAACGGGACCUUUCUUCGGAGGCAGAAUCGCUGUAGAGGCGGCUGACGGGGAAAGAUGCGCCAUCGACGGCGAACCAGACAGCCCCCGAGACGUAUAUACCUUAAGAAUAAACCACACAGAAUGCGGUAGUCAGGUCAACGAUACCACUGUUGCCACUUUUGUUUUGGUACAGGAAAAUUUACCAAUUUUGACGCACAGUACCAGGAGAUUUUUGGUUUUGUGCUCGUAUCAACCAGAAACUCUAACAGUUCGUGCCGGUAUCAACCUUCCGAACGGUGCACAUCAUCAUCAAGGUGGACGGGGACAAGCGCACAUCCAAGCCCAUUACGAAGAUGGAGACAACAACUUAGGAAGACGAUCGAGAACUGGUCGUGUGAUGCAAAAACCGGAAGCGUUAGUGAAAGAAGAAACUACAGCCGAACUAAAAGAACCAAUAUCUUACAAAAAUAACUUCGUACCCAUAUUCGUAAUAACUAUGUUAGUUAUAGCUGGAGUGAUAGGAAUAGUAGCUAUAGCACUCAAGAUCGUCGGUAAAAAAAUAACUAAAGAAUUUGACAAUGUAUCGAUUGCCUCGGAUCUAUCGACAAGUAGUUGCAGUACCAUUACGGACGUCGAAGCAGCUUGUGAUAAUAAUAAAGAAGAAAAGAAAUUACCUAAUUUUAUCUAAUAACUAAAAGGUAUUAAUUUGAUAAGAAAAAUGCCGAUACGAAAUAAUUUAUUACAAAAAUAUCUUCUCACAUACGGUACUUUCUUUAAUAGAAUUUAGAGGUUAUGUCAAACCAAACUGUUAUUUAAAAAUUGACAGAACGGCAUAUAAUUGAAGUUGUUGUAUGAGAAGAGAGAGAUAGGACAACGGUUUACCUCUUUCUAUUGGCUAUUUAAAUUUUUGACGUCAUGACGAUCCAAUCAGAACAGAGGAAAAUAGAAAUUGGUGUGCGAAUGUUCUUUCUCUUUCUAUUAUCAGUGCAGGUCUACUUGAACAAACUCUAUCUUUAAUAAUAACUCUAUGAAAAAUUCUCAUCUCCGCGAAAAUAUAAUUUUAUUAAUAUGACAUUUAAACAAAGUUCAUAUCUACGUAUAAAAUUGAUACUAUACAGGGAAUAAUAACGAUAAUACAGGGUGGAAAUAUGUUAUGAAAAACACUUAGAUUCUUCGGAAAAUACAAGACAUAUAUCUGAUUGGUAUGUGUUAUAAUAUAAAUCAAAAUCUGCUUUGGAUAACUGUUAUUACGAAAAACUAACAGGUAUAAAUGAAAAUUCCAUAGAGCUUAUAUAGAAAGAGGGAUAUAUGAGUUGUGUUGUACUAUUGGAAAAGAGAGAAAGAGCAUCAGUUUAUCUACCUCUCUCUAUUCGCCAUUGAAAUUUUGACCUCAUGGCGAUCCAAUUAGAAAUUAGAAUAGAGAGAAACAAAAAGUGUUGUACUGACGUUCUUUCUCACUCUAUCAGCAGUUCGGACUUACUUGAAUAAACUCUCUCUAUCCUUUAUAUUAACUCUAUGAAAAAUUCUCAUCCCUCUUUGUUGGCCACUCGCUUAAUAGUGAUUUUAACAAAAAAAUGUAAUUGUGAUAGAACUUUAAUUAAUGAAUGCAGAUUUAAUUUUGUAAUAAAAACAUUGUACCAGAAGCAAUAUAAGAAAAUAGUUGUUGGUAUUAGAUACAAUGAUAAUGUACGAGGGUUGUCCAUAAAAUAAGAUUCCCAAGGAACUGCGGACGCUAGUUAGGCGGGAUUGGCAAGAACUUUGUGCAGCUUGAUUCAUUUUUAUGUCUUCCGUUGAACAUUGAUUCCCAACUGUGUGAGAUGUAAGGGGAAAAGUCUAUGAGUGUGUAACUUGUGCGCAAAUGGGCAGAUUUGAAUUUAAUACCAUCUCACACCACCCUUACAGCUCAGACUUGACCCCCAGUGAUUACCAUCUCUUCUCUGAGUUAAAGAAAAAGCAUUGGAAAAUAGAGGAAAUCCGAGUUUUUCAAACUCGUUUUAUUUAAUGCCAAUAAACGUGUUUUUCAUUGUGAAAAUUGUGGAAUUUUAUUUAAUCGACAAGCCUCGUAGGAAUAGAAGAAUGAGUUUAGAUGAAUGCGCAUCCAAAGUCAAUUAGAUUCCAAGUGUAUCUAAUCAAAACAUCGAGGUGAAUCGAUAAAUCAAAAUAAACUUAACGCAAACUUUUAAAUUGAUAAUUCUUUAUUGUUUGAAAAACGUACAAUGUUUUUAUAAACAAUAAAAAAAAUAUUUACUACCAAUUUUAGGUACUUAACUUAAGACUAUUGCAUAUUAACUGUGAUAUACUAGGUGUUGGAUCGCACUGGAUACUUUGGUUUUAAAAGUACGUACUGUUUUAAACACCGGGUAUAGUAUGCAAUUGAUAUAAUAUAUGUAUUUAUUUUGUAUAUUAAGAUAGUUUAGGUAACGAUCUUUUUUACGGAUCUAAAGACUUAAAUAAAUAUUUUUCUAAUUAAAA